Molecule: messenger RNA, 2449 nt
Organism: Mus pahari (shrew mouse)
Lineage: Eukaryota; Metazoa; Chordata; Mammalia; Rodentia; Muridae
Gene: Rbpjl
Product: recombination signal binding protein for immunoglobulin kappa J region like
Exons: 12
Coding region: 104-1651 (515 amino acids)
Biological process (GO): regulation of transcription by RNA polymerase II
Cellular component (GO): nucleus
Molecular function (GO): DNA-binding transcription activator activity, RNA polymerase II-specific; RNA polymerase II cis-regulatory region sequence-specific DNA binding
Source: RefSeq, a predicted model, not a curated record
GAGGAUCGGAUGGGGCUUAGAUGUGUGAACGGUAUCGAAGUCAGUGGCAGUAAGACGUGCCCAGAAGGCAGCGAGAGAGCGGCCUAGGCCUCGACGAGCAGCCAUGGACCCCAGGGAGACAACAGACCCCUCGGUGCCCCCGGGCCCUUUGACUCACCUGAGCCUGCCGGACAGCUCAGAGGUGCGGCUACAGAGCGACGGGCCCAGUCUCCUGGGGAGUUGGACCAGGUCACCCCCAGAGCAUGCCACCAUCCUAAGAGAAGGUGUGCGCACAUGCCUACAGCAAAGAUGUGAGCAGACUGUGUGGAUCCUGCAUGCCAAGGUGGCUCAGAAAUCCUAUGGAAAUGAGAAGCGGUUCUUCUGUCCUCCGCCCUGUGUCUACCUCGCGGGUCCUGGCUGGAGGGUGAAGCCAAUGCAAGACCAAGCCCACCAGUCUUCAGAGACCGGGCCCACCGUCUGCGGUUACAUGGGACUGGACGGCGCGUCUGGCAGCGCUCCCGAGACCCAGAAGUUGAACUUCGAAGAGCAGCCGGACUCCAGGGAAUUUGGUUGUGCCAAGACCCUGUACAUCUCCGACGCUGACAAGAGGAAGCACUUCCGGCUGGUGCUGCGACUGGUGCUGCGAGGAGGCCGGGAGCUGGGCACUUUCCACAGUCGCCUCAUCAAGGUGAUCUCCAAGCCCUCGCAGAAGAAGCAGUCGCUGAAAAACACAGACCUAUGCAUCUCCUCCGGCUCAAAGGUCUCCCUUUUCAAUCGCCUGCGCUCCCAGACAGUGUCCACGCGCUACCUCUCCGUGGAAGAUGGGGCCUUUGUGGCCAGCGCAAGGCAGUGGGCUGCCUUCACCCUCCACCUGGCUGAUGAGCACUGUUCCCAAGGGGACUUCCCACCCCAGGAAGGUUACAUCCGCUAUGGCUCCCUGGUGCAGCUCGUCUGCACUGUCACGGGCAUCACACUGCCGCCUAUGAUCAUCCGAAAAGUGGCCAAGCAGUGUGCCCUCCUUGACGUGGACGAACCCAUAUCCCAGCUGCACAAGUGUGCCUUCCAGUUUCCAGGUGACACCCCAGGAGGGGCUGGCACCUACUUAUGCCUUGCCACAGAGAAGGUGGUGCGAUUCCAGGCUUCCCUCUGCCCCAAGGAGGCCAACAGGGCGCUGCUCAACGACAGCUCUUGCUGGACCAUCAUUGGCACCGAGUCGGUGGAGUUCUCCUUCAGCACCAGCCUGGCCUGUACUCGGGAGCCGGUCACUCCGGUGCCUCUCAUCAGCACUCUGGAGCUGAGCGGUGGAGGUGAUGUGGCCACGCUGGAGCUGCACGGAGAGAAUUUCCACGCUGGGCUCAAGGUGUGGUUCGGAGACGUGGAGGCAGAAACCAUGUACAGGAGCCCUCGUUCCUUGGUGUGCGUGGUGCCAGACGUGGCGGCCUUCGGCAGCGACUGGCGUUGGCUCCGCACCCCCAUCACCGUGCCCGUGAGCUUGCUGCGCGCAGAUGCGCUCUUCUACCCCAGCCCCUUCUCCUUCACCUACACCCCGGAAUACAGCGCGCGGCCGCGGCUGCCCAAUGCCCAAGAGCCUGCCCCUGAUGCGGACACGCUCCUGGAGAGCAUCCACCACGCGUUCACACGCACCAACUUCCAUCUCUUCUGCCCCACCUAGGCAGUGCCACUGAGGCUGACUCCAGUCCCACAGCUGUCCCUCAGGGGAAAAGAGCAGGAAGGAGAGAGGUACCUCACCUGACCUCAGGCCACUCGCUGUCCUCAGUAACUGUCAUCAAUCAUGAGUGAUAUUCUAAUGUCUUCACUGCGUGGUGUGCUUCCUGUUUUUGUAACCUGAUAGAUGUAUUCUUCUGCCUUUGUCUCUUUUUGGCUCUUCCUGGGUCGGUGGCCAGUUCUGAGGAUCCAGGCCUAGGGGAUUUGCUCUCCAGACACCUGUGUCCCCAUUUGAAAACAAGUUGCUUAAAGUAAGACUAGAAUGUCUAGGGUCCUGGAUCCCAUGAGAUCCCUCUUAGAGCUAGGUGUCUAUCUGACCGUGGUGACACUUCCUAUGGCACCCUUGCCUGGGUUUGGUCUCUGAUCACUAUCCCAUGUCGUUAGUGUCAGGCAAAGGCCUAGGACAGCUCUCUUCACUGUCCCAAGGCCACUUCUCCUUCAGGACCAAAAGGAAGAGCCUAAGGCUAAAAGAUCCUCCUGUUUCCGGGUACAGGUGACUGGGAAACACUGUGCUGGGGACAGGGAUGGCAAGGGGUAAGGGAGGGGGCUGAAUGCUCCCCGGAUUCUGUCCAAGUCAGAGUCUGAUGGAGCUGGCACCUUUAUGACUCUCUGUGGAGAAGAAAUGGGGUUCCAAGGCAGCAGAUACCCUAAGCUUAGAGGCUACCUGGCCACCCUGGCAGCCAGCAACUAGCUAUUCCCCCAUGCCAAGCGUCUUAGUUAGUUAGUGUUUUACUGCUGUGAACAG